UUUUACAGCUUCCCUUUUAUUAUAUAUUACUAUAUAAAACAUUAAAUGAUCUUAGUUUGAUUUGUUUCAUCUGGGAAGAGCAGCAAAUGGAGAUAUUUGACCUGGAUUCAGGUCUCAUUUCAGUGAUCCUGUUUAGUGACCUAAAUAAAUUUGUUGUUCCACUCGGCCGUUAUUAACUUUACAUGCCAUUUCACAUAUAUAUUUUGCUGUACAGGAGAUAACUUUAAAAUAAUUUAAAAACCAAAUUACUCAAAUGUCAACGUUUUUUGUUGCAUCUCUCCUGCUGUUGUUAACUUCACAUUUAAAUAUUACAAGCUGAUUACAUGAAUACAUUUUCAAACUUAAAGUUAACAAAUCUCUUGUUUUCUUCAGGUGUGUCUGGUUCUGAGACAAAUGAAACACAGUCAGUGUCAGUGAUGGAGGGAGAUUCAGUCACUCUACACACUGAUUUUACUGAAAUACAUGAAGAAGAUGACAUAAUGUGGAAUUUUGGAGCAGAAAAGUCUCUGAUAGCUAAAAUAAACAGAGCCUCUGGAAUCUUCUCCACAUUUCCUGAUGUUCUUGACGGGAGAUUCAGAGACAGACUGAAGCUGGACAGACAGACUGGAUCUCUAACCAUCACAAACAUCACAACUCAACACACUGGAGAAUAUAAACUAGAGAUCAUUGCAGCUAAACUCUCAUCAAAAACUUUCAGUGUUUCUGUCUUUGCACGCCUGCCAACUCCAGACAUUACAAGAGAUUUUUCUCAAAAUGUUUCAUCUUCAUCACAUCAGAAUUGUUCAUUGUUGUGUUCAGUGGUGAAUGUGGGUCAUGUGACUCUCUCCUGGUACAAAGGAAACAGUUUAUUGUCCAGCAUCAGUGUGUCUGAUCUCAGCAUCAGUCUCUCUCUACCUCUGGAGGUGGAAUAUCAGGAGAAAAACAGCUACAGCUGUGUGAUCAACAAUCCCAUCAGGAACCAGACCACACAUCUGGACAUCACUCAACUCUGUCAGCCAUGUACAGGUAUGUCACCGGUGAUACUUUUGGUGAUGUAUAUAGUGGUGAUGUUUCAUAGUGUUUGUUGUAGCGUAAACAGACUGAUUCACACACACGGG
Carassius gibelio (silver crucian carp) is the source of this 1097-nucleotide messenger RNA. RefSeq names its product SLAM family member 5-like. NCBI's taxonomy places the organism in Eukaryota, Metazoa, Chordata, Actinopteri, Cypriniformes, Cyprinidae. The transcript is spliced from 2 exons. The annotation marks the transcript as partial. The record is from RefSeq and is a predicted model, not a curated record.